Messenger RNA from Magallana angulata, 1181 nucleotides. RefSeq names its product tRNA selenocysteine 1-associated protein 1-like. Lineage: Eukaryota; Metazoa; Mollusca; Bivalvia; Ostreida; Ostreidae. The transcript has 10 exons. Gene Ontology annotation, molecular function: RNA binding. The record is from RefSeq and is a predicted model, not a curated record. The coding region runs from base 15 to 971 and encodes 318 amino acids.
ACUUAACAAAUUUAAUGAGCACGCGCAGUUACUAUUUGCGAGGCCAGAAGGAAACGAAAGAAGUCUUAGAAGAGAGUAAUCAUAGAAGAUAUCUUAAGAAUAUACUUAAAAUGGCAGCUGCUUCAACAUCGUUGUGGAUGGGAGAUUUGGAUCCUUACAUGGACGAAUCCUUUAUUUCUAUGGCUUUUAAACAAAUGGGGGUCGCAGUCAAAGGAAUUAAAGUCAUUAAGAGUAAAACAACAGGGUUGCCGGCAGGAUACUGUUUUAUAGAUUUCCACGAUCCAGAAAAUGCUCACCAAGCCAUGCUGAAGCUGAAUGGAAAGAACAUCCCUAACAGUAGUCCGACAAGACGUUUCAAGUUAAACAGUGCCAGCUAUGGAAAAGAACACCUAUCAACUCCAGAGUAUUCCCUGUUUGUGGGUGACCUGACAGAAGAAGUAGACGAUUACACACUGUACCAGGCGUUCUCCAGAAGGUUUAAGUCUUGCAGGUCUGCAAAAGUGGUCCUGGAGCCGAGUGGUAAGAGCAAGGGGUACGGUUUUGUGAGGUUCACAGAGGAGACAGACCAACAGAGAGCCCUGAUAGAAAUGCAGCACAUGCAAGGGGUCGGGAAAAAGCCAAUACGUGUCAGUCUUGCCACACCAAAAAGGCCAAUGGCACAAGACCCCAACUCCACGUACUAUGGGAACUACUAUGGCCAGAAUUACUACAACAACCAGUACUAUAAUUACUAUGGAUACAAUGCCUACAAUCAGUACUAUGAUCCAUACAGUAACUAUAAUAAUUAUUAUGAAACCCAACAAGAAGAGGACAUGGAAGCAUUAGAAGAACCUGAAGUAGAGGUAGAUGUAUUCAGAUAUAACAAAGACUACAUGGAGCAAAGUGAGGAGAUCUUUGAUGUGCUUGAACUUUCUCGAUGGACUCCACUAGAUUCUGUGAACUCCAAACUUCCAACUGUUAAACUGGUGUAAAUGUUCCGUUGUUUGGAGGCUCCUUUUCAAUGGCAACUAGACUUCCUUUUAAAAACUCAUGGCAAUUUAAUGAGUGGACCAGUUGUGAACAUGUGUUCUGUUGAUGAUAAAUUUUGUUGAUUUCAUAAUUGUGAAAUAUUGACUAUUUUUGAUCAGAAGUAAAAUCAUGUGAUUUUUUGUAUAUAUUGAAAUAAAAUAUUGUGCAAUCUU